Messenger RNA from Mus musculus (house mouse), 1816 nucleotides. It is a transcript of the gene Prss41, whose product is annotated as serine protease 41. NCBI's taxonomy places the organism in Eukaryota, Metazoa, Chordata, Mammalia, Rodentia, Muridae. Bases 49 to 801 code for a protein of 250 amino acids. The record is from RefSeq and is marked validated. Gene Ontology annotation, biological process: proteolysis. The transcript has 5 exons. Gene Ontology annotation, molecular function: serine-type endopeptidase activity. Gene Ontology annotation, cellular component: plasma membrane.
GUAGCGGCAGGACGUUAAAGCUGGGCACCCGACUUCAGAGAGGCCGCCAUGGGUAUACAGGGCCCAGUGCUGCUGCUGCUGCUGCUGUGCGUGAUGCUGGGGAAGCCUGGGUCACGUGAAGAAAGCCAGGCGGCAGAUCUCAAGAGCACAGACAUCAAGCUUCUCUCAAUGCCCUGUGGCCGCCGGAAUGACACUCGGUCCCGGAUAGUGGGCGGGAUAGAAUCCAUGCAAGGGCGCUGGCCGUGGCAGGCCAGCCUGCGCUUGAAGAAGUCCCACCGCUGCGGAGGGAGCCUUCUCAGCCGCCGCUGGGUGCUCACUGCUGCACACUGCUUUAGAAAGUACCUUGAUCCAGAAAAGUGGACCGUCCAGCUUGGGCAGCUUACAUCCAAGCCGUCUUACUGGAACAGGAAGGCCUAUUCUGGACGGUACAGGGUAAAGGACAUCAUCGUAAACUCCGAAGACAAGCUGAAGUCCCAUGACCUGGCCCUGCUGAGGCUGGCCUCCUCGGUCACCUACAACAAGGACAUCCAGCCUGUCUGUGUGCAGCCUUCCACCUUUACGUCCCAGCACCAGCCCAGGUGCUGGGUGACCGGCUGGGGAGUCCUUCAGGAGGAUUUGAGUGAGAUUAGCAACGCAGGGUGGGCAUGUGGGUGUGCUAUCUGUCCCCUGUUUCAGCCACAGCAGGCCCUGAAACCCUUCUCUGGCUCUGGAGCUCCAAGAGCCUCCUGCCUUCCUGCUCAGCCCCCACCCCCAUUGCUUCCCACCUGCAUGGAGCUGCCUUCUGUUCUGGAGCAGGGGUAGGCCAAUGGCCAGAGAUGCAGGAAGGGACUCAGCCAGGCUUGCAUUCCUCAGCCAGAAUGGGUGCUUAAGACCUUCUGAGGACAGUCUCUUUGACACUGAUUUAAUUUACAAGCCCUAAAGUAUGAACAUGAGCAGUGUUGAAAUCACACAUUUUAACACCAGUGAAACUGUCACCAUUAUCAUGCCUCUAAGUCCUCACUAGGUGACACUUUAGCCUUCAAGAUCAGGCGUGUUCAGAGUGGUGAGGUCAUAGGCUGUCACCUCUGUCUAAGUGCAACAUUUUCAUCAUUUCAAAAAGAAAACCUGCCAGCCUGGUCUACAGAGCAAGUUCCAGGAUUACAUAAAUAAAAACCCUGUCUUGGAAAACAAAAAGCAAAAACCUCAGUGGGCAUUGUGGUAUAAGACCAGCCCUUGGGAAGGGAAGCCAGGAAGGUCAGGAGUUCAUGUCUAAUCCUAUGCUCAAUAUCCUGGACUCCAUAGCAAGUUUGAGACCAGCCUGGGCUGUCUAAAACAAACAAACACAAAACAAAACAAGAAAACUUCAUACCCCUCCGCCAUUUCUCUCAAUCUCCUCAUGUCCCUAGGACCUGUAGCCCUUGGCAGCCCAGACCUGCUUUCAGGCUCUUAGCUGCCUCUGGAAAUGCUACACAAGUAGUCAGAGAAAAAUGGUCGGGAUUCUUAAAUGUAAUGUACUGUCCUCAAUGUUGCCCCUUGUGGCAGUAGUGGGAACUGCUUCUCUCUAAGUUGUACUUCACAUACCAUUAAGGAACCAUACAAAGAGUGUGCUCCAACCCCAUUUAGUGUGUUGACAAUACUGUUCAACUAGGGACCUUCAUUCCCACCCGGCCUUUACUCCUCAUGAGUCCCUCCCUACAGCCCCUGAUAACCACAACCCAGCUUUCUGAGCACGGAACCAUUGUUUUCUGCCCAUAAGUGAAAUACAGUUUGUGGUCCUAUGGGUCUGGCUUCGUUCACAUACCAGCCCAACUUAAAGAUUCAUCCUUUCUCCUUUCCA